This is a messenger RNA of Oppiella nova, 468 nucleotides long. The record is from the annotation of a GenBank genome assembly. NCBI's taxonomy places the organism in Eukaryota, Metazoa, Arthropoda, Arachnida, Sarcoptiformes, Oppiidae.
AUUGAACUUAUGAAACAAUUGGUACUCAACGGCACUGAUUUACAUCCCGGCGCCAACUUUGUGGAGGACAAGACAUCCGGACUUAAGACAUUUUUAAAAUAUGGUAAUCGAAAGGCAGUUGCGGGUAAACUGAAGAACGGGGAUGUCGUGGAAAGGCAUUUGUGUAACGGAGACAUUGUCUUAUUUAAUAGACAGCCAUCGCUGCAUAAACUGAGUAUAAUGUGCCAUAAAGCGAAAGUGCAUAAACACCGGACUCUUCAGUUCAAUGAAUGUGUUUGUACGCCAUAUAACGCCGACUUCGAUGGCGACGAAAUGAAUUUGCAUUUAUUGCAAACAGAAGAGGCAAAGGCCGAGGCGUCUGUUCUCAUGGGCACGAAGAACAACAUUCUGACCCCAAGAAAUGGCGAGCCAUUGAUUGCCGCCAUUCAGGACUUCAUAACCGGUGCUUACCUUCUGACUCAAAAAGAU